AUGCUGUCAAGACUUGUAAAACGCACAAUAAGCAUUUCAGCAUUUAGAGGAUAUAUCGCAAAUCCAGAACUCGCAAAAUAUAUAAUUUCUCCUCCCUAUGAUGUCCUUGACAGCAAUGAAGCUCGAAUUAUGGCUCAAAAUAACAAAUGUUCAUUUCUGCGUGUCAAUAAGCCAGAAAUCGAGCUGAGUCCUGAAACUGAUCCAUACUCUGAAGCUGUUUACUUAAAAGGAUAUGAAAAUUUACAAAAAUUCAUAAGAAGAGGAUGACUUAUCAGAGAGCCUGUAAGGCGACUGUAUAUUUAUGAAUUAACGAUGAACUCAAGAACCCAAAUCGGAAUUGUAUCAGAGUCCUCAAUUGAUGACUACUCUAACAAUUUAUUCUAAUUUCCCAUGGAUGGCGUUAUUAUUUUGGCCUUGAUUUUCCCACUGGAAAAAUUUUUUGGUUUGACCAAACCAUAUGGUACUGGUCGAACCAAAAAAAUUUUUCCAGUGGGAAAAUCAAGGCCAAAAAACAGUGCCAUCCACAGUAAAUUGCAAUAAUUAAAAAGCAUGAACUCACAAGAGCCAAAAAGGAACAAGACAGAACUAAAUUGACUGAAACGCAGAAGGCUAAUGUAGGACCUGUUUUUCUUACUUAUAAAGCAAAAGCUGAAAUCGAUAAUAUUGUACAGCAGAUUAUACAAAAGAAACCGCAUAUUGAUGUAACCACAAAUGAUGAGGUAAGGCACAGGCUUUGAAAGUGCAAUACAGGAGAAAACAGAAAGAUAAUAGAUGAGUUUAAGCUGAUUGACAAGUGCUAUAUUGCUGAUGGGCAUCAUAGAGCAGCUUCUGCUUAUAAUGUGGCAAGAAAAUUCAAAGAUCAAGCUAUUAAAGAAGGAAAAGACAUUACAGGUGAUGAAGAUUUCAAUAGCUUUUCGGGUGAUUUUUUGGAUGGCAAAAUUUUGCAAAAAAACCGCAAUUUUUUUGGAAAAAAGGGCAAAUUUUCCAAUAAAAAAAAUUGUUAUUUUUUGCAAAUUUUUUUUUAUAUUAAAAAUUCGUCCAGCUUUUUGUCGAUUCAUUUCCCUCACAAUCAGCUCAAAAUUUAUGAUUAUAAUCGUGUUGUUAAAGAUCUUGGAGGGAAAUCAAGUAAAACCCUGAUUUCUGAGCUUUCAAGUAGCUUUGAAGUGUCUGAAAUCAUUGACCCCAAGCCUCAGAGAAAGCACAUGUUCUCGAUGUUUCUUGAAGGGAAAUGGUGGGGACUAAGGCUAAAGGCAGAAGUAAAUGAGCAGAAUCCAAUAGAGAGGCUUGACUCUCAAAUUCUGACAAAUUUAUGCUUGAAACCAAUUUUAGGAAUUGAUGAUCUUACGAAGAGCGACAGAAUUGACUUUGUAGGAGGGAUCAGAGGUUUGAAAGAGCUUGAGAAAAGGUGUCAUGAAGAUUGCCAAGUGGCAUUUGCGCUUUAUCCAGUUGAUGUUGAAGAGGUGAUGGCUGUGGCAGAUGCAGGGUUAAUUAUGCCUCCAAAGUCGACCUGGUUUGAACCAAAACCAAGGUCAGGACUUGUUGUUAGAGUGUUUGACUCCAAAUAG
This is a messenger RNA of Blepharisma stoltei, 1565 nucleotides long. NCBI's taxonomy places the organism in Eukaryota, Ciliophora, Heterotrichea, Heterotrichida, Blepharismidae. The record is from the annotation of a GenBank genome assembly.